UGACAAUCAGCUGUAUGAAAGUGGGGAGGAAAAGGCGAACGUCUGUAUUUUACGUUCGUUAUGUAGUUCAUGUCCUCAAGCGUAUCGUUGCAGUUGUAACUAUGGCGUGUUUAAGUUCCAGUAGGCUCUGUGCUCGUGUUCAAGAUAAGUUAUUGUGUCAAUUUGGACAUAAAGUUCGAAGGCAAACUGUAUUUGUGAAACUCAAACCCCCUGGACCUUCUCCUUUGCGGAUAUUUGGAAAGACUUGCCAGAGGGUAACAACAUGCGGGCCCGCCUGUGGCUCCGGCGGCGCGAGCGCAGCCACCUCGUCGGUCGGCGUGGCGCGCCGCCUCGCCUCCAGCCUACAGAGCACAAGCACCGGCUCCCUCCCAGACUACGGCACACAAAUCGUCGACCCCUACCGCUUGCUUGAAGACGACCUCAAUGGCAUAUACGAAGACAUACGAGCGGAGCUGGAGAAAAACACGAACCAGGCGGAACUGAACACCAUAGCUACAUACUACUUCGACGGGCAGGGCAAGGCGCUCAGGCCCAUGGUGGCGAUACUUAUGGCGCGGGCCGUCAACUACCACGUCUACGGUGAAAAUAGUGCACUGCUGCCGUCCCAGCGGCAGGUGGCGAUGAUCAGCGAGAUGAUCCACUCGGCGUCACUGAUCCACGAUGACGUCAUCGACCAGAGUGACUUCCGCCGCGGAAAGCCCUCUGUCAACGUGCUCUGGAACCACAAAAAGGUGGCGAUGGCCGGCGACUUCAUCCUCGCCGUGGCGUCGAUGAUGAUAGCUCGCUUGCGCAGCGAUGACGUCACACUCGUUCUCAGUCAGGUAGUGACAGACCUAGUUCAGGGCGAGUUCAUGCAGCUGGGCAGCAAGGAGACAGAGAACGAGCGAUUCGCGCACUACCUCACCAAGACCUACCGGAAGACCGCGUCACUCAUCGCUAACUCCGUUAAAGCGGUGGCCUUACUAAGCGGGGCGGACGAGAGCACGUGCGAGCUCGCAUUCCAGUACGGGCGCAACCUCGGGCUCUCGUUCCAGUUGGUAGACGACCUGCUGGACUUCGUGUCGUCCGCGCAGGCCAUGGGCAAGCCCACCGCGGCCGACCUCAAGCUGGGGCUCGCUACUGCGCCCGUUCUCUUCGCUUGCGAAAAGUACCCGGAGCUGAACCCUAUGAUCAUGAGGCGGUUCCAGGAGCCAGGCGACGUGCAGAAGGCCUUCGAGCUGGUGCACAAGUCGCGCGGGCUGGAGCAGACGCGCUUCCUGGCGCGCAAGCACGGCGCGCAGGCGGCGCGGCUGGCCGCCGACCUCGCCGACUCGCCCUACCAGAAGGGGCUCGUCGUCACCGCCGACCUCGUCCUCAACCGGAUCAAGUAACCUCCCACGCGCCUACCCCACGUGACAGCUUCCCACGUGACACUUUUUGAACCGUUUACAGUGACAUUCGCGAGUGCCGCGACUGUGAGUGACGCUCGAUGCGUGUGAGUGGCGCCGACGCGGCGAGAUAUUGUCUCUAGAUAUUACGUCAAGCUAUACCGUGCGCCCUGAUAUUACGAUUUAACGAAUUAUAUUCGUAUAAACAUAUAAUUUUGUUAUCACCGAUCGGCCCGUGCGUCCGGAUCGCUGACAUCGCUCCCGCGACGUAUCAUAUAUUUAUUUAUAUUAUAUACGUACGUAUAGCAUUGUGUAAAGUUUUAUAUUGUAUGUUUGUACUUUUUUAUGUAUCCCUCACUUGUGUGACCUGAUUUAAUUUAAGAUAGUUUUCUACGAAAGUAUUUGAAAUACCGUGAACUAUCUGCGACCGGUUCGAAGGAACCGCCGAAGCGUUGUACCGAGCCAUGUUGAUGACGUUGUAAUGUGCAUGCUGUCUCCUCGACUUCGUUCCCUUCGUUCCUCUAUCCUCGAGUCGUGCAAUCUUGUAGGUGUAGUGUAGUACCUGUGUGUUCGCGCACGUUGUCAAAUCGAUUCAUCACAAAAUUGAUCCUAGUGUGGAUUUCACUUGCUCGUGUUCGGCUGUUGUUAAGUUGAUGCUGUGUAAAUACUGAGAGUCAUUGGAUAAGUUACCCGUUUAUCUUCAAAACCAAUUACCUCAAUUUCUUUAGUGUACACGUUACAUACUAGAGGUGUAUAUGUUCUGUUGUAGUAUUAAAUUGUAAGUUUUGUAUGAGGCCGCACAAUAUUUAGGCAAAAUUGUUAAACCGUUAAGAACUUAUAAACAUUAUUAGGUAAAUUAGUAAUAGAAUUGUAAAUAAAUAAUAAUGUUACAAUAGGUUCUAUCGACCAUGAUAAAAAAAUAUAUUCAUACUAUCGGUACAGAAAUGUACACAAGACAUGCACUAAGAGCGCAGUAUUUCUGAAACUUUUCAUGAAGUUCUUUUUAUUUAACAAAAUAUUAGUCAUUAAUAAGGUAUCAAUUAGAGUAGGCGGACACAAUGACUGAUGUGGGUACGCCUUUGUAAAACUCCAAGCCUUGCACCAGGCCUCGCCACAGCGGACAGCGCCCAGGAGCUCGGGCGAUAGAUUAGUUAAAUUAUUCGUGCUUCAAAGGCUUGCAGUUUUACGAAUUCAAAUUAGGGAGUUAAUUGUACAACGAACUUCAGGUGAAAUUAUAUGUGUAUUGUAUCUCGGUUAUUGUGCCAGCCAAACAAUAAAUGGAGAUGGAGAUGUAUGAUUUUUGUACAUUAAAUGUUAAAAGGGAGUCAAUGAAUUUUAUUUAUAUGUAUGUAGACAUGUACGUAGCUCAUAUUGUUUGUAAAUAUUAUUAUUCUGUAAAAUGCUAAAUCAUGAAUAAUUUUUAAUAUAAAUAUUAGUUACAGAA
Ostrinia nubilalis (European corn borer) is the source of this 2811-nucleotide messenger RNA. RefSeq names its product all trans-polyprenyl-diphosphate synthase PDSS1 (gene qless). Gene Ontology annotation, biological process: ubiquinone biosynthetic process; isoprenoid biosynthetic process. Gene Ontology annotation, molecular function: prenyltransferase activity. The record is from RefSeq and is a predicted model, not a curated record. Gene Ontology annotation, cellular component: transferase complex; mitochondrion. The transcript has 8 exons. The coding region runs from base 15 to 1370 and encodes 451 amino acids. NCBI's taxonomy places the organism in Eukaryota, Metazoa, Arthropoda, Insecta, Lepidoptera, Crambidae.